Maylandia zebra (zebra mbuna) is the source of this 5920-nucleotide messenger RNA. Its product is annotated as polyamine-transporting ATPase 13A3. Gene Ontology annotation, molecular function: P-type ion transporter activity; ATPase-coupled monoatomic cation transmembrane transporter activity; ATP hydrolysis activity. Gene Ontology annotation, cellular component: late endosome membrane. The record is from RefSeq and is a predicted model, not a curated record. Gene Ontology annotation, biological process: polyamine transmembrane transport; intracellular calcium ion homeostasis. NCBI's taxonomy places the organism in Eukaryota, Metazoa, Chordata, Actinopteri, Cichliformes, Cichlidae.
UGCAACUUGCAGAAAUUCGCCCCAAAAGCGGUGUCCUUCAGUGACCUCACAUCCUGUUUUCCCCACUUCCUUGUAAAUGGACCGGUUUGGGACGGUCCGGGUCGCCUCGCAGCGUGGAUCUCUUGCUGUGUCCACCGCGCGUUUCUCCAGACACUCGCUGCACGAUCCGCAGUGUUUGCGGGCUGCAGAGGGCAUCCAAGCAAACUUUAAUGCAGCAGCUCCACCAUGCAGGGGCUGAUCUGAUCCAGCAGAGAGAGUGGAGGCAUCGUUUCGGGACUUCUGAGAAAAUGAAGGCGAACGAGGUGAAGCUCAUCAGCCCAGGCCUGGAGGAUGAGAUGGAGGUGUCGGGUUACAGACCCUGUCUGUGGAAGAUGAUCCUGGUGGGCGCAGGUGUUAUUUGCUCUGGUGGUCUCCUGCUGCUGCUCCUCUACUGGUUACCUGAGUGGGGUGUGAAGAGCACCUGUACUCAAACCACGCUGAAGGACGCACACACAGUGCUGCUCAGGACAACGGAUGAGUUCAGACAGUGGUUUCGAGCCAAAGUGCAUGUGAUGUUGGCUCCUGGGAAGAAGCCCUUUGACAGUUUGGCUUCCCAGCCUGAAAGCCAGGUAACAAAUGGAGACGGAGACCUUGGUGUCAGCGCUGUACACGAAGACUGCUACGGACAGUUUUCUCACAGGCAGCUGGUUCAGGUUCACUAUUUCGUCCACCACAGCGCUCGAUACUACUGGAAUGAUGUGAUGCAGAACUUUGAAUUAUACAAAGGCCUGGAGGAUGUGAAUGUGAGCUGUGCAAGCCUUCACUCUGAGCACAGCUCUGGGCUUUCUAAAACAUUACAAGACUACAGGAGGCUGUUUUUUGGGGAGAAUGAGAUUGCAGUGAGAGUGCCCUCUCUGUUAAAGCUUCUGGUAAAGGAGGUCUUGAACCCAUUUUACAUCUUCCAGCUCUUCAGCAUUAUUCUCUGGAGCUUUGAAGAUUAUUAUUAUUAUGCCUCGGCCAUUGUUUUAAUGUCCAUCAUUUCUAUCGCUACCUCACUGUACACCAUUAAAAAGCAAUACGUCAUGCUGCACGACAUGGUGGCAGCCCACAGCGUGGUUCGUGUUUCUGUGUGCAGAGGGAAUAAAGAUAUUGAACAGGCCAUGUCAACGGAGCUCGUGCCCGGCGAUGUCAUCGCCAUUCCAGCGAAUGGGAUGAUAAUGCCGUGCGACGCAGUGCUCGUCUGCGGAACCUGCAUUGUGAACGAGAGCAUGCUGACAGGAGAGAGUGUGCCAGUCACCAAGACCAGUCUGCCCAGUGCUGGCGAGGAAGGAGCCAGGAGCUACAAUAUAGAUGAGCAUAAAAAACACACCCUCUACUGUGGUACCCACGUCAUCCAGACCCGCUUCUACACCGGAGAACUGGUGAAAGCUGUUGUGGUGAGAACAGGCUUUAGCACAGAGAAAGGCCAACUUGUGCGUUCUAUUCUUUACCCUAAACCCACUGACUUCAAGCUGUACCACGACGCAUACCUGUUCCUGUUGUGUCUUGUUGGGGUGGCAGGCAUCGGCUUCAUCUAUACCAUCGUCCUGAGCAUCAUGAACAAGGUCCCAGCUAAAACCAUCAUUAUUGAAUCUCUGGACAUCGUGACCAUUACCGUGCCCCCGGCCUUACCGGCCGCCAUGACGGCCGGCAUCGUUUACGCACAGCGGCGUCUGAAGCGCGUCGGCAUCUUCUGCAUCAGUCCGCAGAGGAUCAACAUGUGCGGUCAGCUUAACGUGGUUUGCUUUGACAAGACUGGUACUCUGACCGAGGACGGUUUGGACCUGUGGGCCAUUCACAGGGCUGAGGAUGGCAGCUUUUGUUCACCUGAGUCUGAGGCUGCUAAAGUCAGUCUUGUAAACACUACAUUCGUGGCCUGCAUGGCAACCUGCCACUCACUGACCAAAAUAGAAGGAGAGCUCUCUGGAGACCCUUUGGACCUCAAGAUGUUCAGCGCUACAGGCUGGAUCCUAGAAGAACCCACAGAGGAAGAAACCGCGCUCCACAAUCCCAUAAUGCCCACAGUUGUACGCCCUCCAAAGCACAUCGUCCCUGAAGCCCAUCAGAGCAAUCCACUACCUCAGAGCAUGGAGCUUUCUGAAUUAUCUUUCAAACAUGUGACUUUUGCUCCUCAGGCCUGUGAGAUGGGCAUUGUGCGUCAGUUCCCCUUCUCCUCGGCGCUGCAGAGGAUGAGCGUGGUGGUCAGGAGGCUUGGGGCAAAACACAUGGACGCCUUCUUAAAAGGGGCACCGGAGGUGGUGGCCAGCCUCUGCAGACAGCACACAAUCCCACAGACGUUCACAGAGACUCUGGAGGCCUACACCAGGCAGGGCUUCAGGGUUAUUGCCCUGGCACAUCGUCAGCUAGAGUCCAAACUCUCCUGGCACAAAGUCCAGAGCCUCAGCAGGGACGUAAUAGAGACCAACAUGGAGUUCCUCGGUCUGAUCAUUAUGCAGAACAAAAUCAAACCAGAGACUGCUGGUGUUUUAUGUGAAUUACAGCGAGCCAACAUACGCACAUUGAUGGUCACGGGCGACAAUAUGUUGACGGCCAUAUCGGUGGCUCGAGACUGUGGAAUGGUCCGUCCAUGCGAGAAGGUCAUAAUAGCAGAUGCUGGGCCUCCCAAAGAUUUCCAGCCUGCGAGUAUCACGUGGCAUUACACUGAAAACCAAGCUCAGGCUGUUAAGGACAACGAGAUUGUGGAGAUCGAGCUGGAUGAAGGGACCUGGGAUGGGGAGGUUUCUCAGGAGCAAAGUUAUCACUUCGCUGUAAGCGGCAAGGCCUUCGCUGUCAUUAUUGAAUACUUUCCCCAGCUGGUCAAGAAGCUUGUGCUGAGAGCCACCGUGUUUGCUCGCAUGGCUCCAGACCAGAAGACUCAGCUGGUGGAAGUCCUGCAGAGCAUGGAUUACACCGUUGGGAUGUGUGGUGAUGGUGCUAAUGACUGUGGAGCGCUGAAGAGAGCUCACAGCGGGAUUUCUCUGUCAGAGCUGGAGGCGUCAGUUGCGUCACCCUUCACCUCCUCUACCUCAAACAUCUCCUGCGUCCCCAACCUAAUCAGGGAGGGACGGGCCGCCCUCAUAACAUCGUUCUGCGUGUUUAAGUUCAUGGCUCUCUACAGCAUCAUCCAGUUCAUCAGUGUCAUCCUGCUCUACUCGGUUCUCAGCAACUUGGGAGACUUCCAGUUUCUCUUCAUUGACCUCAUCAUCAUUCUUACCAUUGCCUUUACAAUGAGUCUGAACCCAGCCUGGAAGGAGCUGGUGUGGCGUCGCCCGCCGUCCAGUCUGAUCUCAGGCCAGCUCCUCUUCUCAGUCCUGACCCAGAUCCUCACCUGCCUGGUCUUCCAGGUCCUGGCUUUUCUCCUGGUACGACAGCAGAGCUGGUACGAGACAUGGACGCCUGAGUCAGACGCUUGUAAUGUUUCCAGGUCCAUCUUCUCUCUCGGAGUUAACGUAACUGAUCCUCAAAACCAUAAAAACAUCAGGAACUAUGAGAACACGUCCCUCUUCUACAUCUCCACCUUCCAGUAUUUAGCUGUGGCGAUCGUUUUUUCCAAGGGAAAACCCUUCAGACAACCAAGCUACAAGAACUGGCUGUUCAUGCUGACCUGCAUCGGUCUGUACACUUUUCUCCUCCUCAUCAUGCUGCAUCCCUUCCCUGCUGUUGACAACUUCCUGCAGAUCGUGUGUGUUCCCCAUGACUGGCGUGUCACUCUGGUGAUCAUUAUGAUCGGGAAUGCGGCUGCUUCUUUCUUGUUGGAGAUUUUGAUCCUUGACAUCAUCUUGUGGAGGCUAGUUUUCAGAGGCAAUCACAGGGCAAGUCGCCCCGCAGAGUCCUCCUCUGCUCACACGCCGCAGGUGGCCAAUGACCGCUGGGCUUCGUCCGUCCUCUCCUGGUUGUUCUGUCGGAGACACAAGGCACCAAGGGCGCUGUAUAUGCAGCUGGCUCUGGAGCUGCAGGAAGGCAGUGAGUGGCCCCCCCAACCCUCCGCUGUCACCUAUGCCAGUGACCUAAAAUCCAGCAUCUCUGACCUCAAUGUGACUGCCAACCAAAACUCAACACAGGCUAAACCUGAAGCUUCCCUAAAGCUUGUAUGAUGGUUUAAUUCACCUCCUCAAAAUGGGCAAACACCCUGUACUUCUAUCGUAGCCGUACUGUCGUAUCUCGCUACUGAAACUUGAGCCAGAGGAUUAUUAAAGGAAAAGCUUGGCAUUAUUUGUUUUCUCGGUCAAUGUUCAAUGUCUCAUUAAAUUUAGCCUAGCACCAAGCCUGGAAACUGGGGGGAAUAGCUACCUUAGCAAACAUGCUACCUUGGGCCCCAUGAGGGGUUACUGUGGGCAGUCACAUGGGCCACAGUGUCUGAGAACCAGUAUGAAAUGUAGGACGCAUCGGGGCCCCGAACUGUAGCGCAGAGUGUGGGCUUACUCACUGCAGGCCUGUAAUGGGCCACACAGUUGGUUCCUCUCUGCACACAGUACUGGCUGCCCCACUGGGGCCUAACUGUACCUGACAGUGCAGGUUUAAGCCAUGCAUUUCGUGUGAGUCCCAAGGUAGGCUGCAAAACUGGGCCCCUAUGUGCUCUAUCAGAUACUGAGAUAUGAUAUAAUUAUAGCUCAUUGAGUACAUAUUUUCCACCUCACAUGCAUCAAACUGGAGUGAAGAGUGGACCAGAAUGUCACUCAAACAAAAAACAACAAACUACUUAGGGGGUCACCACAACAGGCAGCUGCUCAUAUUUAAUUUGGCAGAUUUUUACACGACUUUCCUGAAGUCCAUUCCAUAUCAACAACAUCCAGCCAUUGCAAUUUUGCCUUUGAACUACCAGAGUUUUAUAUGGGCUAUGUGUUACCAGAGAAGACCCUUAUGGAGACCCAAAAGGGAAAACUGCUAUGGGCUGCACUUAGGCUUUCUUUAAGGAAGCUCAAAACAUGCAUGUGUGGUUUUUCCUGCCCACACAGCACAGUUCACUCAAAUCUGCCCACUAUGGACUCACAUGGUGGCAUUUUUUUGUUGGGCAUCCUGUCUCUGUGCAAAGCUAGGCUCUAAUAGGCAUUCCCUCUUGUUGCUACACUUGGUGUUAAGCUAAUAUUAAUUGCUGGUUGCUGUGCAGGCAUGGUACUGGUAUUGUCUUGUAGUGCCAACCGUUAGUAGCUUAAAAGAAAAUCAAGUACUGCUCUGGACACUAGACACUGGGAAUGGUCAGAUUAAUCUUUCCAUUGUUUUGAGUUUUUUCAUUAUGCCCCACUCUUUGAAAUAUCUGAAAGUCUGACACUGAACAAAAGAUCAGCUCUAUCACAUGGAUACACUGCCCUCCUGCUGUUUUUACCAUUCAGUUACAUUGCUGCUGGUAGAACUUCAAAGCUGUACAAAUUCAAAGAAACUUUCAAAGAAACGUGAGAGAUUUAACGCCUGUUCAUGGGCGUAAAUGGUACUUUCCGAUUUCUGAGGCAGAAAACAUUCCACUGUUGGAUUCUUAGUCUUUUUUUUUUUUUUUUUUUAGUUGCUUUGCCUGAAUUUCUUCCUGUGGAAGUGAAAAGCAGAAAAAUAUCAGUUGAAAUUCUUUUUAUUGCGCAUUUCACCAUUUAACAUCACAAAGGUACUGAAGAGUAAUAAUGUUUUGAUUAAUUAAUCAAACCCAAUCAUUAAAACACUUGCUGCUAUAAAAUGUUUUAACAGCUAAUUUUAAUGUCUAAUUUUGUAAACAAAUAUAUAUAUUUUAAGCAGUUUUAAAAUGUAAUUUUAAAUUAUGUGAUGAAAUGUUCUUUCUUAAUGCAAAACAGAACAUUUUUAACAGAAACUGUAACAUGUUUGUGCUUUCUUUCUUAUCUGGAUCAUGCAAAAAAAAAAAAUGUUUUGUGUUUGCUCUGCAGAACUUCCAUUUCAAUUUGCAAUAAAUCUGUAUCUG